This is a messenger RNA of Suillus clintonianus, 2179 nucleotides long. RefSeq names its product malate dehydrogenase. The record is from RefSeq and is a predicted model, not a curated record. Gene Ontology annotation, molecular function: malate dehydrogenase (decarboxylating) (NAD+) activity; NAD binding. Bases 481 to 2103 code for a protein of 540 amino acids. Gene Ontology annotation, biological process: pyruvate metabolic process; malate metabolic process. The transcript is spliced from 11 exons. NCBI's taxonomy places the organism in Eukaryota, Fungi, Basidiomycota, Agaricomycetes, Boletales, Suillaceae. Gene Ontology annotation, cellular component: mitochondrion.
AAUCCUCGCUCCGAUUCUUUUUGAAGACAUAACCACCCAGGAACGGCCUAACGCAGCGAAGUACAUUCCCUCGCUCAGGCUUUUCGGAACAUUACAUUAUCAAGGAGGUUUGUGUAAUCGUGACUCCUUAGUCAAUGCACUUGAUUACUGUAUUUCAAAACCACGGGCAACCAUUGGGGCAGUGUAGCCUCUCACGUGGGUGUGUCCGAGCGAUCUUCAUCAUGGCGACACGCAAUUCCUGUGCGUGUCCUCCAUGGUCGCAACCAAACAGGUUCGCGUUCACACCGUGCACUGUUCAUUGACACGCGCAGCGAGCACCAUUCACAUCACUAAUUUGCGUCUAUAUAUACCAUACGGUGAUCCUUUAUUCCUCAAGACUUUCUCAUUUUGUUGCUCGUUUUAACUGUUCUCUCCCUUUCUGUCUCCCUUCGCAACAUUACAACUAUCCUUCCACAACUUUUUUACCGUACACCAUAUAAAAUGUCUAUUGUACUUACUCCUUACUGGUCGCCGGAUGAGGGUAUCCAGAAACUCAAGGCGGAAGCACGGGCCAAAAUCCCAGCUGCGCCAGGCCUCACGCCACCAGUUUUUAGCUCGAAAGCUCAGUUGGAUCGUACCCUUCUCCAAUUGCGCUCCAAGACGUCCCCUAUGGAGAAAUACAGCUUCCUCGCGCAACUCAAGCAAGCAGAUAUCGAGGCCUUUUACAAGCUAUGCCUCGAGUACAUGCCGAUCACGCCUAUAAUCUACACACCAACUGUCGGUGAUGCAUGCCUACAGUACUCACACAUUUACAGAAACUCAGAGGGUUUGUUCAUCUCUCUCAGGGAUAAAGGCAGAAUUGGGAGCAUUCUGCGCAACUGGCCCCUUGCGAACGAGACUCGGAUCAGCGUUGUCACGGACGGUUCACGUAUACUUGGGCUUGGCGACCUUGGUGUAAAUGGGAUGCCCAUUGCUAUUGGCAAACUCUCUCUUUACGUCGCCGGUGCUGGUAUCCGCCCGUCGUCCGUCCUCCCAAUCACGCUCGACCUUGGAACAAAUAACUCUGGUAAUCUUUCCGACCCCUUGUAUCUCGGGCUGCGCCAGCGCCGGCCGUCUGACGCGGAAUACGAUGCUUUUAUGGAUGAGUUCAUCACCGAGAUGAAACGCGUCUACCCCAAAGUUUUGGUGCAAUUCGAGGAUUUCUCCACCGACCACGCAUUCUCCUACCUUGCGCGUUUCCGUAAUAGUCUCCCGCUGUUCAACGACGAUAUCCAAGGUACCGGUGCUGUUGUCCUUGCAGGGCUGCUUUCCGCUGCGCGACUGGUUCCCAUCCCGCGCAACGAACAUAGAAUCUUGCUAUUUGGCGCGGGAAGCGCUAGUGUAGGCGUUGCUAAGCAGCUUAUGAGCUUUUUCACAAUUGCUGGGAUGAGCGAGGAAGCAGCCAAGAAUCAGAUCUGGCUUGUAGAUUCGAAGGGACUCGUGUACGUCGGCAGGGAAGGAGUUGCUGACUACAAAAUGUAUUUCGCAAGGAAGCAUUACACAGGUGUUCCAAUGAAGGACCUUACAGAAAUCGUCAAGUAUGUGAAGCCAACUGCGCUUCUUGGUCUCUCGACGGUCACGGGUUCUUUUACCCCGGAAGUCAUCCGUCAAAUGUCGCAGAACACGCCUCGCCCCAUCAUUUUCCCUCUCUCCAACCCCGUCCAUCUCUCAGAGUGCACCUUCGCUGAGGCUCUCACACACAGCAACGGCACCGCAAUCUUUGCAAGUGGCUCGCCAUUUGGAAGCGAGGUCAUUGGUGGCGCCAGGAGGGAACCAGGCCAGGGUAAUAAUAUGUAUAUCUUCCCCGGUCUUGGAUUGGGUGCGAUACUGUGCCGCGCUAAGAGCGUGACGGAUAGUAUGGUAGAGGCGUCUGCGCUUGGAUUAGCGCACUCUCUUUCGUGGGAUGAACGGGCACUAGAGCUCGUGUACCCCCGUAUCGAGCGCAUUAGGGAGAUCAGUGCACACAUUGCUGUCAAGGUGAUACGGGCAGCGCAGAAAGCGGGUGUGGACAACUCGACGGAUCUGAAAAGAAUGAAUGAUACGCGCUUAUUAGAGUUUGUCAAGCGCAAGAUGUGGAGCCCGUAGUCGUUCAAAGGACACACUUUAAGCUGUAGUACACUUGGAAGUUGGUGUUAUCAAUGCGCAAUCUCGAACAUCAUCG